AGGGGUCUUUUCCGGCGUUGACGUUACUAGCGCCAGCUGUCAGUGCAAGCUAGCAAGACUGCUAUCUUUCCAGCACGUUAUUUUGAGAUUUUUAUAAUGAUUUUUUUUAUUUUCCAGUCUCUAUUUUAAUUAUCGCCAGCAUUGAAUUUAAACUAAACUUGAAUGAACAGAUGCAAAAAUAUUUUUUUUUUGCCUUUACGAGUGUCUCUUUGUUGAGCUGUGCUCAGAAUUAAGGUAGCUGUAGCUGACUAGCUUGUUGUUAGCUGCGGACAAAUCUGGUGCAGACAGGUUUUGCACUGCAGACGCAGCUCCUCUUGUUUUGAAGUCAUUGUUCACGGGCGGAAAGUUGUAAGGUAUAUAAGGACUGUAAAGACCAUGCAGUUUAUUACGGAGCUAAUCAUUUACUGCAAAUAUUCAUUGCUUUAAAUUAUGCAUUUGCAGCAGUAUGAAUUUAAAUAAGUAACGUUGGAUCAGUAACAUAGUAUUUAGAAAUAAAGUCAUCCGAAUGCAUUUUUAUCUUAAAUGACUUUAUCUGUUGUAUUGUAAAAGGUGUAUUUACUAGUUUCGUGGUGUAAUAACUGCGUUUAUUGACAAAGAGGCGAACGUUUGUUUGAAUCUAUAAACAUGGAUAAGAAAUCAUUUGAUAUUGUCUUGGAUGAGAUAAGAAAGUGCGUCCUGACCGAUCAGCGGAUCAAAGCCAUAGAGCAGGUGCAUGGAUAUUUCUCCAGUGAGCAGGUGAUGGAGAUACUGAAGUACUUCUCAUGGGCAGAGCCACAGAUCAAAGCAGUUAAAGCUCUGCAGCAUAAAAUGGUUGCAAUCCCUACAACCAAAGUUGCAAACAUCCUGAAUUGCUUCACCUUCUCAAAGGACAGACUGAUUGUCCUGGAACUAAUAGCUUUGAACAUUUCAGAUGCGCAAAACUAUCGUCCUGUGGAGGAUCUGUUUCGCAUACACUUAUCUGAGAAGAAGCGGGCUCGCAGGAUACUGGAGCAAGUGUGUAAGGUUGGCUGCAAGGCUCCUAUAGCCAUGAUCUCCUCCUGUGGUAUGAUACCAGGAAAUCCAUACCCUAAAGGCAGGCCCAGCCUGGUCAGUGGCACAUUCCCUGGAAUCCCUCCAGUAAAGAAAGAAGGCGAGAAGAAAGAGGACAAUUCUAACAAUAUGGAGGGGAAAGGAAUUGCUUCUCGGAUUAUUGGACCAUUCAGACCUUUCCCUUCAACCUACAACCCUCAUCGGCCUGUGCCCUACCCUAUACCGCCGUGCCGACCCCAUGCUACCAUCGCACCAAGUGCAUACAACAACGCAGGCCUUGUUUCUAUGGGAGGGGUUAUAACAGCCAACGUGGCCCCUCCCCCCUACAACUCCACCCACAAAGUAGCAGGUUACACCAAACCAGGCAAUCCGCAGAACACCACACCUGGAGUCAACAGCGGGCCCCUCCUCAUUCCUCAUGGGUCCACGCCUUCUACCCCUGUCCCACCCCAGGCUUCUCCUGCUCAGCCGACUCCCACAACCCCUAUCACACCAGUUUUCCCUGGCAUGGUGCCCUCUCAUAACCCUAAUGCCCCCUCUCCCUCCCCUGCUCCAUCCCCAUCUGUGAUCAAAGCAGGUCCACAGACCCCCAGUGGCCAUGCUACACCUACACCCUCAUCUGUCAUUAAAGCCCACACCCCUUCAGGCACCCCUUGUGGAACUCCUGUCCCUGGUAGCGGGGGCUUCUCCUCUUCCCCCUUCCAUGUGGUUUCCCGACCAGGCACCCCUGCUACCUCCCGCAGCGGCGCAGACCCCUUAUCUCAGACGAACUCCAUGGGCUCAACUCAGCAGAAGGUUUAUUCCACAGAUCACCAGUCAGGACUCACCCUCCCUGGCAUACACCCACAAGCAGGUAACCCCUCUGGGUCAGUGAUCCGAAGUUACACCCCCUCUGGACCACCAUCUCUAACUCCUGCAUCAUGCACUCCAGUUAUUCCGAGCUGUUCCACCCCAGGCCAUAGUCCCAAACCCUCCCCAGCUCAUUCUGCACAGGUUCAGGCUGUCAUGGCCGCGGCUGGAGUACUGAACAGACACAGUGGGGGUAGUAACAGUGGCAGUAACAGCCCUGUGCCCUCUGCUUUCAAAGGCACCUCUCGCUCUGUCACACCGUCUGUUAACUCUCUGGUGGUACCAAGUUCUGCGCAGGCUGCCCUGGCACGUUCCUUUGGUCUGUCACACCCUUCAGGUUCUCCUCAAGUCUCUCUCUCUAGUCCUGUUGCUAUCACCGGCCUCCAAGCUCUGUCCUCCAGCCCAGCACCCUCUCAUUAUCCUGGCCUAUCCCACUUUCCCUCCCUUUCUCCUUCCACCAUCCCUUCAUCCAUGCCUGCAAUGCCUCCCGCUACCAACAUUUCUAACCAUCCACCAACCUCCAUCUACCCAAGCCUGGCUCCCAAUGCUGCCCCCAGUGCAGCCUCCCCUUUCGGUCUGGGCCUCACCUCUGCCCCCUCUAUAUUCCCAGGCCUUCCGCCUGGCCCUAGCCCCGCUGCCUUCCCAGGAUUGGGGGUUUCAGGAGGGCACAGUGCCGGGAGCCCUGUGUUGUCUUCAUUCAUGGGACUGCCAGGGGCCACUCCAUCUUCAGUAGCGUCAGUGGCACCACUGCAGGCAGCAGCAGCCGCCGCAGCAGCAGCCGCAGCUGGAGUUCCAUCAUCAUCGCCCGUUUUACCAGGCUUUGCGUCUGCUUUCAGCUCCAACUUCCAGCCUGGGUUGGGCAGUGGACUCCAGGCUCCAGGAAGCAGCGGGUUCCCCGGCUUGUUGUCCUUCCCUGGAGUACCAGGUUUCUCUCCCUCUGCCUCCCCUGCUGCCCUCGGUGGCCUCCACAACCCAGCCAUGCAGUCUGCCCUGCUGCAGGCUCAUCCCACAUCUGCUUUAGAGAGCUUUCCUCCUCAGCCCAACAGUUUCACCAACUACCCUCCAGGACCAGGAAACCCCUUCCCCCUCCAACCAGGCCUGCACCCCCAGCUGGGUUGGCAGUGAAACCCACAAUACACUUUGAAACACUGAGUACACUUACAUGCUGACCCCUUUCAUACACCCUCUCCUAACCCUGCCCUUGACAUGUUUUAUUUUUUGGCCUUGAACCCUGAAGAGUACAUGACAGAUUGGAGAGUUUCAAUAAUGUGUAUGUUACAGCCAGAAUGACUUACUACUAUGAUGAACACUAUCACAAAAACUGUUGAAAUACUGUGUGGGUGAGAUGGCAUAUAUCAUAAUAGUGAACAGUUGUAAAUAUCAGUUGUCAAAGUUGUUAGGUUUUACAAGUAGACUGUGACUGGUUUUAAUGUUAGCUGAACUUGGCUGUUUUUAAUCAAGUUUAUCAACAUUUAUUAGUAAAUAAUGAACUAUAGAAAAAUUUAAAAAUGUAUAUGAUAUCAUGUAAUGACUUGACAGUAUCCUCAUGUCGUAUUUCAUGUUCAGUCUCAGUCGAAAGGACAUGCUUAUGAUACAGAUUGAUUGUCCUGAAUUGAAUAUUGUAUUAUGAAAUGAAAUUUUUAGGUGACUUAUGGUGUUUGAGUUGUAUGGCGCAGUCAUAUUUUGAAGUGGGCACACCAUGAAUAUUUUUAAUCCUUGUGCUGCGUCAAGGGUGGGAGUGUUGUACACAAAAAAACAUGCAUAUGGCAGUUCCACUCAUGUUUGUGUUAUUUUCAGUGAACAAACACUUGUGGCUGUCAGCAGUUUACUGUGAUUCACAUUUUGUAUGUUUACAAAGUUCUUUUGACAGAUGUCACCUUGCCAGCACUGUUAUUACAGUAUUUGACCAAAUGUACUGUAUGCAGAUGUUUGUGAGAACAACUUGAAGCAUUUAUUGAUUGAUAUGUGGACUUGAGAUGUAAAAUGUCUGUAUUCUUCAGUAAUGCUUUGCAACAUUAGUGAAAACUGUAAUUUUAGUUCAUUUACUGUACACCACAGUACACUCAGAGAGAGUAAUAGACACAUUGUUUGUUACACUGUGUUAUCUUUGUCUGUUUUGCCCUUUUUUGUAUUUGCACCUGUUUUAUUAUUUUGUCAGUAAACUGCCGACUUGCUGUA
Molecule: messenger RNA, 4056 nt
Organism: Siniperca chuatsi (mandarin fish)
Lineage: Eukaryota; Metazoa; Chordata; Actinopteri; Centrarchiformes; Sinipercidae
Gene: proser1
Product: proline and serine rich 1
Exons: 12
Coding region: 625-3003 (792 amino acids)
Source: RefSeq, a predicted model, not a curated record